AUGUCAAGCCGACAAAUUGUCCUGUGCUUCGAUGGCACAGGAAACACCUUCCGCACGGACGGCACGGACACCAACAUCUUGAGAAUCUGUCGCAUGUUAGAAAAGUCCGACGAGCAACUAUGUUACUACCAACCGGGAAUUGGCACCGACAUAACCCCGGGAUCCCUGGCCAGCACGACGAUCCAAAAGAAAGGCACGCUAGAUAAUAGCAAAGCGCUCAAUCUCGCACUGGGUCGUUCCUUCGAUCGGCACGUUCUGGGCGGGUAUCGCUUCCUCAUGCGGCACUACCAAGCCGGUACCAAAGUGUAUAUUUUCGGCUUCUCGCGUGGUGCAUACACGGCGCGGUUCUUGAAUGAGAUGCUCGAUUAUGUCGGGCUUCUGGGUCCGGAUAAUGAAGAAGUUGUGCCGUUUAUUUGGGAUGCCUUUGUAUCGUGGAAACUUGGCCGGACGGAUAAGGACAGAGAAGCAAAGAAAAAGGCUUUUCGAGUCAUGAAAGACAGCCGGGAGAUACUGUCGCGGCCUAUGGCUCGUGUGCACUUCUUGGGCAUGUUCGACGCAGUCAAUAGUAUCGCGGACUUUGAGGUUAAUGUUGACGGGAGGACCUCGAGCAAGGUAGUUCGACAUGCGGUUAGCAUUGAUGAACGACGCAUCAAGUUCCGGCCGGUUUUGCUGCGAUCGCAUAAAGAUGAAUGGGCUUGUGAAACGUCCUCAGAUGAGAAGAAGCCCGCGAACGAUGACUCCGAAACCACAUCCGGACCUCCCGUUCUUCCAGAAAUCCCAAAUGUCAACACACCAAGCAAGAAACAGGAGAUAGAAGCGGAUGACAACAACGAAAUGCAGGACAUCGAAGAAAUGUGGUUCCCCGGCGGACACGCAGACAUUGGUGGAGGAUGGAAUCUCGGAUCUAGCGAGGUAUGGCCAUUAACACACGCCCCUCUCGUGUGGAUGGUACAAGAAGCGCGGCGCGCCGGACUGCGACUCGAUCCGAGAAAGCUGAAACAGCACGAGUGCAUUGAGGAAUUUAAUGGUGAUUCUGAUUUGCAAGAUGCCUCGGACUCGAAGAGGGACGCCUCGAGCUCGGAAUUAUCGAUAGCCCACAGAGAUUACUUACAUGCGCUUCAGGUGGCCGGCACCGAAGGGCAUAUUCAUGAUCUCCUGGCGUAUGGUAACGGUCUACCGCUGACUUCUGUCCUCUCGUGGCGUCUGAUGGAGUAUCUUCCCCUCCGACGGAUGGAAUUGCGGUCCGAUGGAGCGUUGAAGGCUGUGCGGUGGCCACCGCCGCGUGGUCGAUCUCGUGAUAUCCCUCUGAAUGCCCGAAUUCAUGUCUCUGCUAUCCAGCGUAUGAAGUUGGAUCCUUCUUACCAUCCUGAUAAUUUGAUUUUUGGUUCGUCGGAGCGGAAGGGGGAUACAGGUGACGCUGUUGGAAUCGGGAAUUGGGUUGUCUACUCACAUGAAGGUGAUCCGGUGCGGGAGAGGUAUAUUCGUAGGUAA
Molecule: messenger RNA, 1491 nt
Organism: Penicillium samsonianum
Lineage: Eukaryota; Fungi; Ascomycota; Eurotiomycetes; Eurotiales; Aspergillaceae
Product: T6SS phospholipase effector Tle1-like catalytic domain-containing protein
Exons: 3
Coding region: 1-1491 (496 amino acids)
Source: RefSeq, a predicted model, not a curated record